Molecule: messenger RNA, 1699 nt
Organism: Porites lobata
Lineage: Eukaryota; Metazoa; Cnidaria; Anthozoa; Scleractinia; Poritidae
Source: the annotation of a GenBank genome assembly
UUACUCUGUUACCUUGUUACCUUGUUACCAUGUUACUCUGUUACCUUGUUACCUUGUUACCUUGUUACUCUGUUACCUUGUUACCUUGUUACCUUGUUACCUUGUUACCUUGUUACUCUGUUACCUUGUUACCUUGUUACCUUCUUACUCUGUUACCUUGUUACUUUGUUACCUUGUUACCUUGUUACUCUGUUACUCUGUUACCUUGUUACCUUGUUACUCUGUUACCUUGUUACCUUGUUACUCUGUCACCUUGUCACCUUGUUACUCUGUUACCAUGUUACCUUGUUACCUUGUUACUCUGUUACCUUUUACCUUGUUACUCUGUUACCUUGUUACCUUGUUACUCUGUUACCUUGUUACUCUGUUACCUUGUUACCUUGUUACUCUGUUACCUUGUUACCUUGUUACUCUGUUACCUUGUCACCUUGUUACUCUGUUACCAUGUUACCUUGUUACCUUGUUACUCUGUUACCUUUUACCUUGUUACUCUGUUACCUUGUUACCUUGUUACUCUUUUACCUUGUUACCUUGUCACCUUGUUACUCUGUUACCAUGUUACCUUGUUACCUUGUUACUCUGUUACCUUGUUACCUUGUUACUCUGUUACCUUGUUACUCUGUUACCUUGUUACCUUGUUACUCUGUUACCUUGUUACCUUGUUACUCUGUUACCUUGUUACCUUGUUACUCUGUUACCUUGUUACCUUGUUACUCUGUUACCUUGUUACCUUGUUACUCUGUUACCUUGUUACCUUGUUAGUCUGUUACCUUGUUACCUUGUUACUCUGUUACCUUGUUACCUUGUUACUCUGUUACCUUGUUACUCUGUUACCUUGUUACCUUGUUACCUUGUUACCUUGUUACCUUGUUACUCUGUUACCUUGUUACCUUGUUACCUUGUUACCUUGUUACCUUGUUACCUUGUUACUCUGUUACCUUGUUACCUUGUUACUCUGUUACCUUGUCACCUUGUUACUCUGUUACCAUGUUACCUUGUUACCUUGUUACUCUGUUACCUUUUACCUUGUUACUCUGUUACCUUGUUACCUUGUUACUCUGUUACCUUGUUACUCUGUUACCUUGUUACCUUGUUACUCUGUUACCUUGUUACCUUGUUACUCUGUUACCUUGUCACCUUGUUACUCUGUUACCUUGUUACCUUGUUACUCUGUUACCUUGUUACCUUGUUACUCUGUUACCUUGUUACCUUGUUACCUUGUUACUCUGUUACCUUGUUACUCUGUUACCUUGUUACUCUGUUACCUUGUUACCUUGUCACUCUGUUACCUUGUUACCUUGUUACUCUGUUACCUUGUUACCUUGUUACUCUGUUACCUUGUUACUCUGUUACCUUGUUACCUUGUUACCUUGUUACCUUGUUACCUUGUUACUCUGUUACCUUGUUACUCUGUUACCUUGUUACCUUGUUACCCUGUUACCUUGUUACCUUGUUACUCUGUUACCUUGUUACCUUGUCACUCUGUUACCUUGUUACCUUGUUACUCUGUUACCUUGUUACCUUGUUACUCUGUUACCUUGUUACUCUGUUACCUUGUUACCUUGUUACCUUGUUACCUUGUUACCUUGUUACUCUGUUACCUUGUUACUCUGUUACCUUGUUACCUUGUUACUCUGUUACCUUGUCACCUUGUUACUCUGUUACCAUGUUACCUUGUUACCUUGUUACUCUGUUACCU